UUCGCUAGAGGGAGCUGUGAAGCCGUCGACGGUAGUCCAAGAUGGCAGCGCUCAGUGGGAACGUGCAGGAAAGCGUCUUGGAAUUUGUACAAGGGCAGCAAGAUAGCGCCUUGCAGAAUAUUGCAAAAGCUGUGUUUGACGGGGAAAACAGUCUCUUACAGUUGGUGGAGAGUCUGGGGUCCUCUCUCACCAGCACUGAGGUCACCACCAGGGCAAGAGCCACCCAGCUGCUGGCAGAGGUACUGCACAGGUCACCUACCAACAGGUUGACUGAGAAAGAGGCUGGUGUCUUGUCUGCCUUCUUCUGUGACCGACUGUUGGACCACCAUUCAGUCCAGCCUCAUGUUCUACAUGGACUGUUGGCUCUGAGUGCCUGUCCACAGCUACCAAAGGGAGAGGAAGUCAAGAUCAUACAGGUCAUCUUUAAGGAGGUCUAUGUCCAGACCCUGGUGCAGACAGACAGGAGAGCGAUCUACAACAUCCUGGCUAACUUCCUGGACAGCAGACUGGAAGCCCUGCAGGCUCUGGGUACUGAUGUUGUCUGGGGGUUUAUCCAGGCUAUGGAUGGGGAGAAGGACCCCAGGAACCUCAUCAUAGCCUUCAGCAUUGCCAGGAUCAUUGCACAGUCUUUUCCUAUUGGCACAUUCACAGAAGAGUUUUUCGAAGUCGUAGCGUGCUACUUCCCCAUUGACUUCACUCCGCCUGCUGAUGACCCACACGGGGUGACCAGGGAGGACCUGGUGUUAGGACUCCGACAGGUGCUGGCUGCCACACACCAGUUCGCACAGUUCUGUCUCCCCAUGUUGCUGGAGAAGUUGUCGUCUGAUGUCACCAGUGCCAAACUGGACUCCCUCCAUACACUGGCAGCCUGUGCAGAGGUUUAUGGUGCUGAUGGCCUGAAGUCUUUCCUGGAUCUUCUGUUGUCUGCCAUCAGUAAGGAGGUUUACAACUCCAUUCACCAGGACAUAGAGAACGCAGCACUUACCGGGCUUACUGCUGUGGUGGCAACACUGUCACACGCUGUCACUGAGACUGGUUCUGUGUUCUCCCUGCAUCAUUUCCUAGACAACCUGUUAAAGGCGUGCAAACACCACCUGUGUGAACCUGAGCUGAAGCUGAUGUGGCCGAGUGCCAAGCUGCUGCAGGCUGCAGCGCGAGCGUCCGACCCUGCCUGUGUCCAUGUCCUGAACACCGCCGUGCCCCUCCUGGUGCAGCAGUUUCAGGUCCAUCCCCUCCCCCAGCACCGUCAGACCAUCCUGGAGGUCACCACAGCAUUCAUCCAUGUAGCUCUCACCCUCACCUCGGGCACUGAUGCACCCAAUCCCAUCACUCCCCACAGUGAUGACCUCCUUACCACGUUCUACUCUGUUCUAGAGGAUGCUGAGGCAGGACUGAGAAGCAGUGGGGUUGGUGGGAUGGCUGCCAUGAUGCGUGUGGGUGAUGUGGUCCAGGGGAAACAUUUGGAUUUGUGUGCAAAGCACCUCGGCAGGCUAGUUCUCCAUGAUACAGAUUCUACCGUACAAAGUAGGAGCACGGAGGCGCUAGCUGCCAUGGCCACAGCUCAUCCUGACGUGGUGAAGGAGGAAGUUCUGUCCAAACUUCUCCAAGUGCUCCAGAACAACAGCCCUGAUGCCAUGGACACAGACCAAAGUGUCUGUGCCAAACAUGUGACAAACCAGUAUGUGUUGAACACUCUGGCAGCCAUCUCCACCCACCCCUCCAUUGUAAGAUGUACCAUUCCCAAGUUGUUGAGUCACCACCAAGCUUUGACAGAAAGUUGUACAGACCAAGCCGCACAGGAGGCCAUUGCUACCUUACACUGUGUCCAUAAAAUAGUAGAAAAAACUGUGAUUGAUGACUCUAAUGUACAGUACUUUGUUGACACGAUAGUACUCAAUCUUAUGUCCAUGGCUAUAGCUGCUGCUGUAGAUACCUCAGAUAAACACUUACUCCAUGAUACAUCACUUCUAGAAGUUGUAGCUAAGGUGUUAAGGGUAGUUACUCAACGCCUACCCAAUAGUGCAGAGAGCAGUCUUGUUAACAAAACUGUAGAAGCCUUUCUUCAUGGCAAAGUGGCAUCACUCGGUCUUAACAUAUCUGCAAACUUCACACCCCUAGAUGUUUCAUCACCAUGGCAACAGACCCAAACAGUCCUGCUUCUCAGUGCCGUAGUGAGUAGUGUGGGACAAAACGUUGGCAUUCCCUCUAGAAGUGAACUCACCAAGAAGUUACUGGCAUUGUCUUGUGCGUCCAACCAUGAGCCAUCCUCCCUUGCAGCUGCAAGUGUCUGUCGUGGUGUGGUCAACAAGUGGGAGAAGGGGGAGGAGCUUGAGGCAUUACAAGAAACAAGAGGUCAGCUGGAAGGAAUCCUGAGAAACACUGAGGAGGAGGAAGGCAGAGGCAGGGCUGUCGCUGUACUGGUCUGGUUGACGAAGGCCUUGGUGAUCAGGGGUCAUCCGUCAGGUUCCCAGUUCACCAAGAUGCUUAUGGCACUGUUUGAGGAUAAGGCUGUAGGGAGGAGAGCUGCUGAAGGGUUCCACGUCAUCCUCAGUGACUCUACAGACGUCCUGUGUAAAGAAUCACAUGCCAACAUCCGCCUGAUGUACAAGCAGCGCUUCUUCACGGAGAACCUCCCCGCUCUGGUCGACGGCUUCAACCAAGCAGAUGACGGGAGGAAGCAGUCGUUCCUGUGCGCCGUGUCCCACCUCCUCACCUUCGUACCACGUCAGGUUCUCCUGAGCCUCCCCCCACUGGUGCCCCUGUUGGUACAGUCCCUGCUCGGAGAGGACCCCAGCCUCCAAGUGUCCACCCUGGAGAUGUUCUCCAGUCUUGUGCAGGAGGCUCCCCACGUGAUUUCACAGAACAUAGAUGCACUGAUCCCUCAGUUACUCAACCUCUCUAAAGCUGGUCCAUCCAUGAAGGUUAGAAUGGCAGCCCUGAAAAGCCUGGGCAGUAUGACCGGCCUUCCCUAUGCAGUAGUGUAUCCGUACAGACACAGAGUGGUACGGGACCUGGCUGUGGCAGUGGGGGACAGAAAGAGACUGGUUAGGAAGGAGGCGGUAGCUGCGAGAGGAGAAUGGUUUCUCCUAGGAAGUCCUGGAGGCAAAUAACAGCAUACAGGACAUGACAUUUUAUACAAUGUAUACUAUCUCCUAAAUUUAGCACAUAUACCUAAAUGAGUACAUUUUUGUACUUAGCUCCAGUUAGGGGUGUACUCUUGUAUGUGAUGUAAAGUCAAGGGCCCUAUGUUCGAGGAGAGCCACACCUCAAGCACAUUAAGAUCCCACUGCAUAUCAAAAGGGUCCAUCCUGGUGUGAGUGAAUCA
This is a messenger RNA of Branchiostoma belcheri (Belcher's lancelet), 3325 nucleotides long. RefSeq names its product MMS19 nucleotide excision repair protein homolog. Gene Ontology annotation, cellular component: cytosolic [4Fe-4S] assembly targeting complex; MMXD complex. The record is from RefSeq and is a predicted model, not a curated record. Lineage: Eukaryota; Metazoa; Chordata; Leptocardii; Amphioxiformes; Branchiostomatidae. Gene Ontology annotation, biological process: iron-sulfur cluster assembly.